This is a messenger RNA of Aspergillus wentii DTO 134E9, 1572 nucleotides long. RefSeq names its product cytochrome P450. The transcript has 4 exons. Gene Ontology annotation, molecular function: heme binding; monooxygenase activity; iron ion binding. NCBI's taxonomy places the organism in Eukaryota, Fungi, Ascomycota, Eurotiomycetes, Eurotiales, Aspergillaceae. The coding region runs from base 22 to 1518 and encodes 498 amino acids. The record is from RefSeq and is a predicted model, not a curated record.
UUCUUCAUCAAGAUUGUCAGAAUGGCCCUCCCUCCCGUGUCGAGUCUGGCCUUUGGCCUGCUUGCUCUUCUGCUUGUUGUGAAGAAACUCGCUCUCUUCAUCCACAACCGCAAAUUCGCCAGCCAACAUGGCUGCCAACCCGCCUCGAGCGAACGCAACAAAGAUCCCAUCCUGGGCUUCGACCGAGUGCGCGCCAUGCUGAAAGCCUCCAAAGAGCACCGUUUCCUCGACUACUCCCACAACCGCUUCAUGCAGAACGGCUUCACCUAUGAAGCCUUCAUGCUCACCCGCAGAGUCAUCCACACGGCCGAUCCCAAGAACCUGCAGGUCAUCCUGGCCACCAACGCAAAGGACUAUUCCAUCGGCAAGCGCCGCAUGAACUCGUUCCGGCCGCUGCUGGGCCAUGGCAUCUUUGCGGCGGAUGGGAAGCAGUGGGAGAAGUCGCGGGCGCUGCUGCGACCCAGCUUUACGCGGGAUAAUAUUGCCGAUUUGGAUAUUUUCGAGCGGCAUGUGGCGAACCUGGUGAAUUGUGUUCCUGCCGAUGGGGCGACGGUUGAUUUGCAGGAUUUGUUCUUUAGAAUGACCAUUGACUCCGCCACGCAAUUCCUCUUCGGCCACUCGGUCGCCACUCUCCGCUCCGACUCGCCAGCGGAAGCAUACCAGUUCUCCAAAAACUACCACGAAGCCCAAGAUGGCAUGAUCCGAAACGCCCGUCUCGGCCUCCUCAUCCACCUCCAUCCCGCCUACAAACGCAGCUUCAACCGCGCCGUCGCCGGCUCCAGAGGCUACGUGCAGCAGUUUGUCAAGCAGGCCCUGCGAUCGCGUGCAUCGCAGACCAAGGACGAUAAACUGCCCGACUGCUUCCUGUCUCAGCUGGCUGAACUUACCACCGAUGAAACUGAGAUCACCGAUCAGUUGCUGAAUGUGCUGCUGGCCGGUCGUGACACCACGGCCGGUCUGCUGAGUAUCCAGUUCCAUAUUCUGGCUCGUCGGCCGGAUGUCUGGGCCAAGCUCAAGGCGGAGGUUGCCACGCUGGAAGGACGCCGUCCUACAUUCAACGAGCUGAGAGAUUUGAAAUACGUGUCUGCAACUGUCAACGAGACCCUCCGCCUCUACCCCAUCAUCCCCCGCAACGUCCGCACCGCGAUCAAAGACACCGUCCUGCCCACCGGCGGCGGGCCCGACGGCACCUCCCCCGUCUUCGUGGCCAAGGGCCAAAACAUCGGCUUCGACGUCUUCACCCUCCACCGCCGGCACGACAUCUACGGGCCCGACGCGGAAGAGUUCAAACCAGACCGCUGGGAGAACCUGCGGCCCGGGUGGGCGUAUCUCCCGUUCGGGGGUGGGCCGCGCAAAUGCAUUGGGCAGCAGUUUGCGCUGAUCCAGGCGGCGUACACGACGACACGACUGGUGCAGCAGUUUGAGCGGAUCGAGUCGAGGGACAGUCGGCCGCUGCAGGAGUUGUUGACGGUGACGUGUGCGAGUCGGUAUGGGACGCAGGCGGCGUUGUUUAGAUAGACAUGGUUUUAGAUUGCGUAUUGACAUGAAAGACAAUGAAUUGUUAGAUACUCU